AUGAUCAUUCUAGCGUUUACUUACAAUCAGAAAAACACUUCUACCGUGUUUGGGCCCAAGUAUGAGGACGAAAAAUGGACGUACGCUGAUCAAGAGGGCAAUCUGGUCGAUAAACCGGACGAUGGUGAUACGAAACCCGCAUCUCCCCAUCAAAGAUCCUGCGCAGAACGUUGGACUAAACCGAGACCAACGAACGGCCGAAGAGAAAAAGUAACCUACCAGGGUGUCUACGAAGAGGAAGAAGGCGAACUUGCCAACCAUGAUCUCGAUCGAGGCCCAAGACAGGAGACGGGUCCGAAAGUUGUCCCGCAGGAUGACGCCGAUGAUCAGGAAGAAGGUGAACUGGAUAGUAUCGAAGAAGCCCUGCUCGAUUUCCACGAUUCGAUACCAGCCCCUGAACCACCACGGCCGUUCCCGAUUCGACUCUUGGCCCUUCCCAAGGCGCGCGCAUCGACCAUCGACCCGACCCGUAACCUGCUAAUCCUUCAACCCGGUGUGGAUGAGCCAAUGGUUUUAGGAAGAGAUCGAACGUUCGAGCCCUCGCUUCGGCUCAAGGAGAUGGAGGUCUCCAAAACUCAUGCAACAUUCUUCUGGCGAGCCGAUGGUGAACACGCUUCUCAUGGCUGGCACAUCGUCGAUAAUGCGAGUACCCAUGGUACUUUCAUAUCCCCCUCCGACGCCCACCAUCGUGCUACCCCGAAUCGGUUAUCAAAACCCAGGAAAGCUAGUUUGCCCUACAAGCUCAACCAUCUCGAUACCGUCAUGGUUGCUUCAGACGAGGAUCCGGUACUCGCAUUUCAAGUUCAUCUACACCCACGAUUUCCAUCCUCUUGUCAAGCAUGUGCUCUACUCUCUGAUGAAUCCAACCGAAUGAGUCUGGAAUCCCAACAGCCGGUCUCACAAGACGUAUGCAAGAUAGCCGAAAUACGAGAGGAAGAGAGAUAUGCGAUGAGUCCGGCGGAUGUCAAGCUCGAGCGAGAACGGAAACGGAAGAUCGAGAUGGCCAAGCUGCGGAACCAGUUCUUCGGCGACGAAGCCGAGCCGGCUUCGAAGAAGCAGAAGAAACCCGACCGGACGGGUGCCACGACGAACCAGCAGCCUGUUGAGGAAGAGAGUGUCGAGCAACCGGAGCCGAAGCAGUACCUAGACCGGGCGAAAUUACGUCGGCAGACCCACGGCCGAUGCCCUCCCUCGGCGCCUAUCCAGACGCCCAAGCCGUCGCAGGUCACAGCAGGAUCCAGCCGGAUUCCGGAGACGCAGGAGCCAGAGCCCAUGAGACGCGGGGCAGCCAUGCUGGCCAAGCUCGGAGGCAACCCGGACUCGCUGAAGUCUAUGGGCACCCUCAUCCAGGCUAGGACGCUCGGAUCCUCCCAGGCUGGCUUGGGCAGCCGCGAACUCGUCGUCGGGGUCGAGAAUAUCGGACGUCCUAAGGAUUGGAGAGAGGAGGCUAAGCUGGCUAAUUGGAGACGCUAUGGCCCUGCCAAAUAA
Messenger RNA from Puccinia graminis f. sp. tritici CRL 75-36-700-3, 1488 nucleotides. RefSeq lists its product as uncharacterized. The coding region runs from base 1 to 1488 and encodes 495 amino acids. Gene Ontology annotation, molecular function: protein binding. Lineage: Eukaryota; Fungi; Basidiomycota; Pucciniomycetes; Pucciniales; Pucciniaceae. The record is from RefSeq and is a predicted model, not a curated record. The transcript is spliced from 3 exons.